Brassica oleracea var. oleracea is the source of this 1653-nucleotide messenger RNA. Its product is annotated as protein PHR1-LIKE 1-like. The record is from RefSeq and is a predicted model, not a curated record. Lineage: Eukaryota; Viridiplantae; Streptophyta; Magnoliopsida; Brassicales; Brassicaceae. The transcript is spliced from 8 exons. The coding region runs from base 402 to 1508 and encodes 368 amino acids. Gene Ontology annotation, molecular function: DNA-binding transcription factor activity; DNA binding.
UUUUUGUGUUACCUUUGUUAUGAUUCAAGGAAGAGAGUCUAUGUUAAACUUAUCUAUAGCUUUAAGUCCUCUAGAUUUGUAAAUCUUUUGAUUUAAGUGAAUUUGAUUUUGAAUGUCUUUUUAGUAAAUGAAACCAUUCUCUUAGAUUGUGUUCUUUGAGUUUACAAUAUUGCUCAUGUUGGCUCCUUCUUACACGUCUCUCUGCCUCCUCAAAAGCCUUUACCUCUUUGUGGAAAAAAAAGAUAAAAUCAGAAUUGUUAUGCGAAAGGAAUUGGAUUCAAUGGUUCAUGUCCUCAUUACAUAAAAGUUAUAUUUAACUUGCUGAAUCCCUACAUGCCACUGUAGAAGACAGAUACCGCAAGUUUCACAGCUCUUUCUGGGGUUCAUCAGGGCAGGAGCUGAUGAACAACCCUGUGCCCUGUCAUGUGGACAACUCUGGUGGUGGAUAUUUGUUUUCAUCUUCCUCUGGAUAUUGCAAUGUUUCAGCCGUCUCAGCUCGUGGAAGGACUUCCCAAACCCACCCACCUGUCUCCACCAUGCCAAGUGACAGAUUGGCUAUGCAGUCUUCAUUGAUUAAUAAUCAUCAGCCUCAGGAGUUUUCAGAUCCACUUGACGAGUUCUUUGAUUUCUCUGACCAUGUUUCUGCUCCUAAUCCACAAGAAGAUGGUAGUGGAGUAAAGUUGGUUUCAUCCUUGGAGCUUCGAGAGAAAAGCGAAUGGCAAACUUGGGCAGAUCAGUUGAUGUCUGUUGACAAUGGUUCAGAACCGAACUGGUCUGAACUUCUUGGAGAACCAAGUCCACACAAUCCAAACUCACAGGUUCCUCAGCGUUCACAUGAUUUGCAACAGAUACUGACACCACCAAGGCAAGAGGUAAUAGCUAACCAGCAGCAUCAGGCGGUUUCCUCGGAAGAGCAGCUCAGCGGUAGAAACUCAUCAGCUAGUGGAGCAACAUCUAAACAGCGCAUGCGUUGGACACCAGAGCUUCAUGAGGCGUUUGUUGAAGCUGUUAAUCAGCUUGGUGGUAGUGAACGAGCCACGCCUAAGGCUGUUUUGAAGCUCUUGAAGAACCCUGGCUUGACCAUUUAUCAUGUUAAAAGCCAUCUGCAGAAAUACAGAACAGCUAGGUAUAAACCUGAGACUUCAGAAGCUACAGGAGAAACUCAAGAGAAGAAGAUCACAUCCAUUGAAGAUAUCAAAUCUCUUGACAUGAAGACGAGCGUUGAGAUCACACAAGCUCUAAGGUUACAGAUGGAAGUUCAGAAACGUCUCCAUGAGCAGCUCGAGAUCCAACGGUACCUACAGUUACAGAUCGAAAAACAAGGCCGACAGCUACAGAUGAUGUUUGAGAAACAACAGAAGUUACAAGAGAACAAGAGCUCUUCCUCAGAGCUAUCACCAAAGCAAUGUAAUGGCACAUCUGCAGAAGUAGAGUUUGGUCUCGAGGCACAAGCAGUGAACCAAACUGAACCUGCUUCAUCAUCAAGGAAACGGACCAGAGAAGAUUAGUAGAUUAAAAAUAUGCUUAAAGUUGAUUUGUGGAAAACCAAGAGAUGCAAUAACUCCAAUUUUGUUAUAAGAACAAUUGUUUCUUCUUAGCUCUGUGUUUUGUUCUGUUUAGGAACACAAGUGAAGUGGUUAAGAUGAUUACAGA